CAUAUAAAAUAUCUAUUAGAUAAUAAAUGUCUAAUAAUUACAAGAAAAACUAUGUAUUUAAACAAUAUGUUUGACUUGCUGUGGUUGGUUGGUCUGGAAACAGCUGGCUUCUGUGGUCCUGAGUCAUUGAACAGCCGUCCGAACACAUUCACUUUUUCUGAAUCACCACAUGGACUCAGUCGGCACAUGACUCCUCAAAUAAACACGGGUAUCACUAAAAAAUGUUUAUUCUUCCUCCAUAGAGUUGAUUAGAACCCACAGACCUGAGCGUCUGACUUCAGCUCAGAGUCACCUUUGGACACGAGUCGUCCUCGGAGGUGGUGGUGCGGAGCAGAAAUAUGAACAUGUAGGUGAGGUGUUGCUCAACUCGUUCCAUGACUCACUGUGUUAUUUAGAUAGUUUUAGAAUGGAGCCCAACAAAGGCAGGAAUCACUAAAACACUGUGGCGUGGCCUCUGACUCACAGGGACUGCAGUGACUAACUAACCAGAUAUGUAAUGAGUUCAAGACUCUGGUUGAACGCCCUGGCCCAGUCUGACCUGGCCCAGUGGGAGGGAGGAUGUGAGGGCCGGGGCAGGGUGGGCCCCCUCAUAGGUGUGGCGCAACAAAGAAUUCAAGGAGGGUGAAAUGGCAGGAUGUAGGUGAGAGCUGGCAUCUGAGGGAACCAGGUAGACAACAGAGGAUAGAUUUAGGUCAGGACAGGAAGUCCAGCCCCAGAAGAACUCCAGUUAUUUCUGCCGUAUGGACCCCCGGUCUUGAAAGUAUGGUACUUUCUGUUUGUGGUCUAAGGUUUUUUUCCUGUCUGGAGAUGGCUCUUCCGCUCUGCUGAUGCUGUAAACUCUGAGCUGGGGAGUUUCCUUCUGUUAGAGCACACACUCCUCCUCCUUCACCUCCCCUUUUUCUGAAUGAAUGUCCUCUCCUUAACCUCAGUGUAAGAGGACACUGCCCUCCGCAGUAAGCUCGGCCCCUCGGUAAGUCGGGCUAUAAGAGAGGCCACCGUCAAACCUGUGAGGGUGACAGUCGGGGGUGGGGGGUGGACGAACAAAGAGGAAGAGCAGUGAGAGACGGCGGCUGUGAAACAUGUGACAGUGUAAGCUUGGCUGGGGUGUCGGGAGAGUAACGGCUGUGGUUUCUCCAGAGCUCUGGGAAAGCACCUUUAUCCCAGAGAGAGAGAGAGAGAGACAGAGACAGCGAGAGAGAGAGAGAGUGUGUGAGAGAGUGUGUGUGUGUGUGUGUGUGUGUGUGUGUGUGUGUGUGUGUGUGUGUGUGUGUGUGUGUGUGUGUGUGUGUGUGCGUGUGUGUGUGUGUGUGUGUGUGUGUGUGUGUGUGUGUGUGUGUGUGUGUGUUAUAGAAAGUGAGAGCUGGUUCUGUAGCAUUGCUGCUGUCACUUUAAGCCUGUUACUGAUUACACUCACAAGAAUGCAGCGGGAGGAGGAAAAGAGAAAAGACUCAAGAAUGAAAUCUUUCAGGGAGUUUCGUUAAGCCCUCCGGCACCGGGGAAGACGACAAGUUCUUACCCUGUGGCUCUCAGCUCCACACAGAAGAAUCACAGGAAAAGCCAGAGGACACUGAGGAGCAAGAUAAACUGGAGGGUGGGGGUUCCCUCAAUCUGGAGUCAGCAUCAGGAGGAAAAUCACACCCAGAUGGAAACAAGUCUGUCAUUCACUAGCAGAUACUAGAGAUGGUGUUCCAGAACAUUCGUCCUUGCUCCACGGCUCUUCAGCAGCUGUCAGAUGCUCAGUAGGCAGUGUAGAUCCUGUGUAGCAAUCAGCAGCUACAUCUGGCUACUGGGUCUCUGACAUCUCUGCCUACAUGUUGUAAAGAGCAUCCACUUCGCUUGCAGAGGAUUCCGACCUCAUCACUGGCUGUGAAGACAGGGACAUUAUGUCAUGAUGAUUCCUCCACUUCUUUUUCUUCUAAAUACCUUCUGUCUGAUGCCUUAAAAAGGUUGACUAAAUGUUAAAGGGAGACCUUUGCUCUCUCCAGAACCUGGCAUACAGUGUAGAUUCCUGUGUGGUUCAGUUCUACAGCUACAUUGUCUGCUGGGUUUCUGGCUGGCAACAUAAGCAGCUAUUAUUACUGAACGAAAUAAUCCAUUUUUACUGUCAGUGUUCCUGAUGCAGACCAAAAUGAAAAGAUUUCAGAUUAAAGAACUAAAUGACUCCUGCUGUCAUCGUGUGACUGAAUUUCAUUUCCAUUUGAGGAGGUAAAAGUGUCACAUUGUGCAGAAUGUAAUGCAAUCCAGUCUGUCGCGGGAGUUAACCCUCAGCAGGAACAUUCUGGGACAGCAGUGUUUUCCCUGCAGUCAACACACACGCGCACAAAGGAUUUCCUUUUUCCACCUUCGGAAUAUUGCUAAGAUUAGAAGCAUCCUUUCCAGGAGUGAUGCUGAAAAACUAGUUCAUGCAUUUAUUACAUCAAGACUGGAUUACUGUAAUUCAUUACUCUCAGGAAGUCCACAGAAUGUAGUUAAAAGUUUUCAGCUUGUCCAAAAUGCUGCAGCUAGAGUUCUGAUGAGAAUUAAAAAGAGAGAUCAUAUCUCUCCUGUCUUAGCUUCCCUACAUUGGCUGCCUGUUAAAUUCGGAAUAGAUUUUAAAAUCCUUCUUCUCACAUAUAAAGCUCUUAAUAAUCAAGCUCCAUCAUACAUCAGUGAUCUGAUUGUUCCAUACGUUCCUAACUGAGCACUUCGCUCUCAGACUGCAGGUUUACUGGUGGUUCCCAGAAUAUCUAAAAUUAGGAUGGGACGCAGAUCUUUUAGUUAUCAGGCUCCUCUCCUGUGGAACCAGCUCCCAGGCAGACACCUUGUCUACUUUUAAGAAUAGGCUUUAAGAAUGGGGCCCGGCCGGACCAAGCCCGAACCGGAUAUAUGGGCUCAUCCAACUGUGGACUCACCACCUGCAGGAGGAACAUGAAGGGUCCAGUGCAAUGUGGACCGGGUGGCAGGCCAAAGCGGGAGCCUUGGCGGUCCGAUCCCCGGACAAGAAAACAGUUUUUUGGGAAAUGGAACGUCACUUCACUGGCGGGGAAGGAGCAGGAGCUUGUGGCAGAGGUUGAGCGGCACCGGCUAGAUAUAGUCGGACUCACCUCGACACAUAGCAUUGGCUCUGGGACCCAAGUCCUUGAGAGGGGUUGGGCACUCUCCUUUGCUGGAGUUGCUCCGGGUGAGAGGCGAAGGGCUGGGGUUGGCUUUUUGUUAGCCCCAAGACUCUCUGCCUGUGAGUUGGGGUUUACCCCGGGGGACGAGAGGGUAGCUUCCCUGCGCCUUCAGGUCGGGGAACAGGUGCUGACUGUUGCUUGUGCUUAUGGGCCAAAUAUCAGUUCAGAGUUCUCACCCUUUUUGGAGUCCCUGGGACGAGUGCUAGAUAGUGCUCCAUCAGGGGACUCCAUUAUCCUGCUGGGGGACUUCAGUGCUCACGUGGGCAAUGACAGCUUGACCUGGAGGGGUGUGAUUGGGAGGAACGGCCCGCCUGAUCUGAACUCGAGUGGUGUUUCUUUAUUGGACUUCUGUGCAAGCCGCAGUUUGGCCAUAACGAACACCAUGUUCAAACAUAAGGAUGCCCAUCGGUACACUUGGUACCAGGGCAGCCAAGGUCGCAGGUCGAUGAUAGACUUUGUAGUCGUAUCAUCUGACCUGUGGUCGUAUGUUUUGGACACCCGAGUGAAGAGAGGAGCGGAGCUGUCAACUGAUCACCACCUGGUGGUGAGUUGGAUCAGAUGGCAGGGGAAGAUGCCGCGUAGACCUGGCAGACCUGGCAGACCCAAACGCAUAGUGAGGGUCUGCUGGGAACGCCUGGCAGAAGAACCUGUUAAGACAGUCUUCAACUCCCACCUCCGGCAGAGCUUUGACUCCGAGUGGGCCUUGUUCCACUCUGCGAUUGUUGAGGUGGCUGUUGCUAGCUGUGGUCACAAAGUGGCCGGUGCCAGUCGUGGUGGCAACCCUCGUACCCACUGGUGGACACCAGAGGUUCGGAGAGCCAUCAGGCUGAAGAAUGAGGCCUACAGGGCGUGGCUGGUCUGUGGGUCUCCGGAGGCAGAUAGCCAAGUGGGUGGCAGCAGUGGCAGUUUGCCAAGGCAAAAUCUCGGGCGUGGGAGGAGUUUGGUGAGACCAUAGAGAAAGAC
This is a messenger RNA of Nothobranchius furzeri (turquoise killifish), 4118 nucleotides long. The record is from RefSeq and is a predicted model, not a curated record. Lineage: Eukaryota; Metazoa; Chordata; Actinopteri; Cyprinodontiformes; Nothobranchiidae.